AUGGAUAAGGAUGGCGAGCGUUACGUGGAGUGUAAGGGGAAUCGCUAUGUUCUCAUGACACUCCCUCACUUUCGAAAGUUCCGCAACCUCGCGUUGUCGAGGGACUCGACUUGGAAAACGCACUACUCCGACAGCCUACUGAAGGUGGAGUCGAAACCUCCGGGCGACGGCUCUACGAACCUCAAUAUAAUUAGGGCAACGCGCAUUAUGAAGAACGUGCCCCCGGGGGUGUUGUACAACCAGCUGCACGACGCCAAGUACCGCGCAACGUGGGACACAAAUAUGCUGGAAGGGUACAACAUUGUUCAGCUAGAUAAGCACAACGACAUUGGCUACUAUGCGGUGAAGUUCCCGUGGCCGUUGAGUAACCGUGACUUCUGCAAUAUGCGCUCAUGGAUGGAGUUCACAAACGGCGAGUACAUUAUCUUCAACCACUCGGAGCCGCACCCCGAUUGCCCUGUAAAGAAAGGCUUUGUCAGAGCCCGCUCCAUCUUGAGUGGCUUCUACAUUCGGCCUCUUUCAGGCGAAAAGGGAACGCAGCUCGUGUACGUCAGCCAUAGCGACCCCUGCGGUUCCAUCCCUCAUAGCGUUAUCAACUUCGCUAUGACAAAGGGAGCACGCAUGAUCCUGGACAAUUGCGAAAAGUACUCGGAGAGGUACCCGGCUUACGUGGCGAAGAUGUAUCCGGAGGACCACGUGUAUCCAUGGCGCACGCCCGCGAUGGACUGGGACAGCCCCUACCUGUACCCGGAAGACGUUCCUCCGAACUCUGAGGUGGCAGCGGAGCACCAGCAGCCAGAGGCUGGCGGCAGCGGCGGCGAGAAAGGGGACGGCAGUGGGCGAUCCGGCGAAGAAAAGCCCGUCCCGUUUCUCUCGAGCAGUGCUGGGCCAUCGGGGACGCCACUGCCUCUCGCCCCUGUUGCCCCGUACCGCAUCACCGAUCUCCUUUGCGUUCAGCAGUACCGCUCUAUCAUGCAGGACGCCAUGAACGCCGUAGACCGCUCAUUCCUCCGCGAGGGACGCGUGCCAACCACAAAGGAGUACAUUCUCCGUCUCAAGUACAUGAUCGAAGGUAUCCGCCAGACCACUGUGGACAUCUAG
Molecule: messenger RNA, 1101 nt
Organism: Leishmania mexicana MHOM/GT/2001/U1103
Lineage: Eukaryota; Euglenozoa; Kinetoplastea; Trypanosomatida; Trypanosomatidae
Exons: 1
Coding region: 1-1101 (366 amino acids)
Molecular function (GO): lipid binding
Source: RefSeq, a predicted model, not a curated record